Molecule: messenger RNA, 1493 nt
Organism: Hymenoscyphus albidus
Lineage: Eukaryota; Fungi; Ascomycota; Leotiomycetes; Helotiales; Helotiaceae
Source: the annotation of a GenBank genome assembly
AUGACAAUGCUCUUGAAAGCCGCUGUCAUCAUUUUCUCCGCACCUCUUGUGUAUGGGUACACCACCUUCAUCACCGAAUGCACCAAACCAAAUGCAACUAUUAAUUACGUAUCAUCUACCGGUACUCGAGGAACUUUGGAUAUACUCUGGAGCUGUCUUUUUACCAUAUUCGCCUGCACGUGGACCGUUCUCCACCUCAAUGUUCCAGAGCAGCGGGACGGCCGUGACCUGGGCUGGAGAGGAAACAUCAAGUGGUUGAUGAAGGGGUUCUUGAUCAAGUUUAAAUGGAUGCUGAUGACGGUUGUUGCACCUGAAAUUGUACUUGCAAAGAACCUCGCCGAUCUCGAGGAUGCCAAAGCAGGUAUCAUGAGGCUUGAGGAAUUUGCAAACGAAGACUACGCAGCUUGGAGUGAGACGCACGAUCUAUUCGCCAAUAUGGGCGGUUUUGUGAUCAAGUCUAAUAUACUGAAUAGAAAUGGCGACAUCGACCAGGAGUCUCGAAACUUACCGCAUGGACAGCUGACAGAAGCCGCACACGCGCUCCAAUCUCACCAUAUAUUUUGGUUGCGAAAGAAUGGGUAUUUGAUUCAUAACAAAUUACCUAACCUGAGCAUAGGUAUGUCGGUGCUUUCACUUGUUCUUUAGAUUCUUAGAGAUCACAUUCGUACCUCACGAAACCAUUCUCUCCAAUUAUUUUCUGAGAACAGAACUGACCCCAAGAACUUGGCGCAGAAGAAAUACUUGAUAAAAGCAAGAGUGACCCUUUUGUUCGAUUUCUCGCCGUUGUACAGAUUCUUUGGAUGACAGUGCAGAUUAUUUUGCGAAGAGAGAAGCGCCUCGCUACCUCUCAGCUUGAAGUUGCCGUCCUUGCUUUUGCAGUGCUUGCCGUCGCCAUUUAUAUUGCAAAUUGGAAGAAGCCACAGGAUGUACGGACACCAAUUACGAUUUUAUCAUACAGAGGCGAUCACCCAAAAGCAGUCAUGGACGCCAUUGGAGAAGACGACGACACCAGUAUCCCGCUGGAGUUUCUCAGGGUGCUACGCGAACUUUUCCUGAAGGACCCUUCUCAUCGCUAUAGGAUCCCCAAUAUAUAUGCUGGUACGCAGCACAGCAAUAGUACCAGUAACGGCAUCUUUAUUAUAAGCAAUGUGUGGUUUGGAGCGGUUCAUCUAGUUGCUUGGAACUUUAGUUUCCCUACACCAGCAGAGCGUCUUCUAUGGCGAGCCACAAGUAUCUAUUUGACUGGUGGUAUCCUCUUGUUACUGGGGAUUAUCGUAAUAUUGAUAAUGGUAAACGAUAAGGUAGAAGAUAAGGGGUGCAAUAGAAUAAUCGAGUGGAUUAUUUUGAUGUUUUUGCUAUCCGUACUGUUCUCCUAUGUAGUCUUGUACGUUUUGUACAGACUCUUCAUUAUUGUGGAAAUGUUCCGUUGUUUGUUUUUCCUUCCACCUAGUGCUUAUAUUGCAACAUGGGCAACAGAUAUACCUCACGUUUGA